Notolabrus celidotus (New Zealand spotty) is the source of this 1329-nucleotide messenger RNA. RefSeq names its product beta-1,3-galactosyltransferase 2-like. Gene Ontology annotation, cellular component: membrane. Lineage: Eukaryota; Metazoa; Chordata; Actinopteri; Labriformes; Labridae. Gene Ontology annotation, molecular function: N-acetyl-beta-D-glucosaminide beta-(1,3)-galactosyltransferase activity. The transcript has 2 exons. Bases 260 to 1222 code for a protein of 320 amino acids. The record is from RefSeq and is a predicted model, not a curated record.
UGAAACAUCCGGCUGUGACCACCAGUCCAGCCUCAGUGAGGAUUUAAGGUCUGCAGUCAGACUACACAGGCAGAGAUAAGGGAGCAGGGGUCACAGAGAGAGUCAGGACCCAGGUUGACAAAGUGGGCGCGGCUAUGUCGUGCAGGUGAAAGUGAGCGGAAAUAAUAAUCUCCAGGAUCUGUUCACAGUGGUGACAGUGUCCACAUACUGGAGAAGGGACGGAGCGCGUUGGACUCUAAUCACAGGGAGGUAAGUCUUAAUGGAGAACUGGCGCUUUAAAUACAUCUUCAUCCUCUCCCUGGUGUUGGGGACACUCUCCCUCACCUACCUUAACUUCUGCUGCAAGCCAGAGAUCUUGGACAUUCCUUUUGUCGACCCUGGACCUCAUCAUGUGGCCUAUCCAAGGAACUAUAAAUUCAUCAUGGAUGACACGCCAACGUGUAAAACCACAAGUCCUUUCCUGAUUGUAAUGGUUCCAGUCGCACCAGGUAACGUGGCAGCUCGUGACGCCAUCAGGAGGACGUGGGGGAAUGAGACCCUGGUUCUUGGUCAGCGGGUGGAGACUCUCUUCAUACUGGGUCUGCCUGGCGAGGCGGACGCUGAGCAAACGCUGGAGAAGCUCAAACAGGAGAACCAGCAGCACCAAGACCUGAUUCAGAGUAACUUCCAGGACAGCUAUCACAAUCUGACCAUCAAGACCAUGGUGAUGCUGGAGUGGCUGGCUGCUCGCUGCUCUAAAGCCUCCUAUGUUCUCAAAAUUGACUCGGAUACGAUACUCCACCUCCAGAAUUUGGUAAAACUGCUACUGGAUCCAAAAACAGCCAAACAUAACUACAUGUCAGGUUUAGUCUGGUGGCACAGCCCAGUCUUAAGAGACAAAUCCAACAAGUUCUAUGUGCCAGAAGACGUGGUCCCAGAACCCGAGUUCCCCCCUUAUCCUCUGGGCUUUGCUUAUGUCAUGUCCUUGGAUCUGCCCCAAAAAAUCCUUGAAGUUUCUCCUCACAUUAAAGCUCUCUUUAUAGAAGAUGCUUAUCUGGGGAUGUGCCUGAAACGUCUGGGUGUUUCCCCAACCGACCCUCCUGAAAGUACAAUGUUUCUGGUUGACCCUGUGCAUCCCCUGAGCGACUGCAGCCUUUCGAAAGUGAUUGUUGCGAUGACAAGGAGCAUCCAGCAGAUGACAAGUUACUGGGAGAGAAGCAAAAAGCCUACGACUAAAUGCUGAGCCACAUCACGUUUACCCGGCCUGAAGUUAGACCCCUCUGUGACGAUCCAGUGUUAAAAUGAGCCUGAUAAAUAUUUCAAAUAAAUUAAAAAACUGUGUGUACAUUU